CCGGACACCUCGCUAAUGGCAAAGCGGGCCCAUCCGCCAGCGAAAUCCACACCCCGUCCGUCCGUCCGUUCUCCCGCCGCCGCCCGCGUCGACCGCGCCGCGCGGGCCUUUCCCGGACACGGCACCAACAUUUCAAUCCCGUUAAAUUCCGCGCUCAAGUCCGGCCGGAGACAGACUAUAAAAAAUGCUACGCGGCUAGCCGUCACCUCCAUUCCAGCCUGCCCUGCCCAAGCAAAGAAUCCCGUCCCCACCAGCCAGGAGGAGGGGAAAGCGGCUGCUGGAUCGACGAUGAUGUGGGGCGUCGCCGCCGCCGUCGCCUCCGCGGCCGCCGUCGCCGUGGCCUCCGGCGCCGAGCUCCUCGCCUGCGACUGCGCCCCCACGGAGCCCGCCGCCGCCGUCGCCGUCGGCAGAUGCGACGAGUUCCUCCUCCGCCAGCGGGAAUCCCCGGCGUCGAGCGGGGGGAGCGGCGGCCGGGACGACAAGUUCGCGCCGCGGUUCGACGGGCUGCGCUUCAUCGAGACGCUCGUCACGGCGCACCGCUGAAAAUUCCCCCGGGGAUUCUUUCCAGUCGUCUUCUUCGUGCGAUUCGCGGGGAGAGGCUGGCUGCUACCCUAUUAAUUCGGCGAUUGGCGGCCAACGCGCCGCCAGAUUUUUGCUACUAGGACAAAUUGAGGUUUUUCUUUCUUUCCUGACGAUUAUCGUCCUAUUGUUGUUGAGUGAUGCGAUUGAAUCGGAACCUUCAAGCGGGCAUGUGAUGUGGUGAGCGUAUGUACUUGUGCUAGUAUUUGCUUCUUCACCCGAUCUGUUAUGCAAGCAUGAUAGUAUGAUAUGAGAUGAUUGAUGGCAUGAUUUCAGCUCCAAA
Triticum urartu is the source of this 862-nucleotide messenger RNA. RefSeq lists its product as uncharacterized. NCBI's taxonomy places the organism in Eukaryota, Viridiplantae, Streptophyta, Magnoliopsida, Poales, Poaceae. The record is from RefSeq and is a predicted model, not a curated record.